Messenger RNA from Suillus subalutaceus, 335 nucleotides. RefSeq lists its product as uncharacterized. Lineage: Eukaryota; Fungi; Basidiomycota; Agaricomycetes; Boletales; Suillaceae. The record is from RefSeq and is a predicted model, not a curated record. Bases 30 to 335 code for a protein of 101 amino acids. The transcript has 2 exons.
CCGCCAUUCCUAUCAUAUGACUACACCAUAUGUUUGGUGGAUCUUCUAGGAAAGUUACUGGACUUUCCAAGGCCGCAACCACCCAUGGAUUCAAGCACUCAAUUCGAACGUCUGGAGUAUUGACAGCUGGGAAACAAGGGCAGCGAAGAGAGGAAACAGAUGCAAAGCGAAGGUUGCACAUACAGGAAAUGACCAACAAGGAUCGAGACAUCAUUGAGAACAUGUUUGCCGAGAGUAGCGUUGACAUACAGCCAGAAAGUAUACCUUACAGUCUGCCGCCUGGUGAAGAGGAAGUAGAGCUCAGUCACGAGGGCAGUGAGUACAAGGCGUUUUGA